Molecule: messenger RNA, 1412 nt
Organism: Raphanus sativus (radish)
Lineage: Eukaryota; Viridiplantae; Streptophyta; Magnoliopsida; Brassicales; Brassicaceae
Product: MADS-box protein AGL71
Exons: 8
Coding region: 596-1252 (218 amino acids)
Biological process (GO): positive regulation of transcription by RNA polymerase II
Cellular component (GO): nucleus
Molecular function (GO): RNA polymerase II cis-regulatory region sequence-specific DNA binding; protein dimerization activity; DNA-binding transcription factor activity, RNA polymerase II-specific
Source: RefSeq, a predicted model, not a curated record
GAUAAUUUAAUGCGAAAAGCCUUCCAACGUAGCAAAACACAAUGAUCUAGAUUUAUCAACGCUUCCCUCGACCAGCCGAACCACCAUCUAUAGUUUAUUGUAUUUCUGAGAAUUUUUGUGAGAACCCAAUUAAAAGUGUUAUUAGUCUCUUAUAUUUCCCAAAUUUAUUUAAAAUUAUAUAUUUUCUACUAAAUUAAAAUGUUUCCUUUUGCUAUCGAUUCUUAAUUUUACCAAAAACAGAUAAAGUCAUGGAGAUUUCUUUAAUCAAAACCUAGGACUCACCUUCUUCUUUUUUAAAUCAUUAUGUUCUCUGCCGUAUUAAUCAUUAAUCCAACUAGUAUCACCGAAGGAAGAAAAUAAAAUCUCUUCUCUUCCUAUUUCCUUUUUUAUUUUCUGUCAAGAAAAAAGCAAACUUAGUCUUUAGGGUUUGUGGCUCCUGUACAAAGACGCAGAGGUAAGAGACAGAGAGCAACACGAGAUCUAUAGCUCAUGCAUUUUUCUGAAAUUUUCGUUACAGGGUUUUACUUUCCACACCAGUUCUAUGCUUCUGUUCUUUAUUUUAGUUGUGCUAAUUAUUCCUCAUCUGUAAAGGAAAAUGGUGAGAGGAAAGAUCGAGAUCAAGAAGAUCGAAAACGUGACAAGCAGACAAGUCACGUUCUCAAAGCGAAGAAGUGGUCUAUUUAAGAAGGCUCAUGAGCUUUCAGUUCUAUGCGAUGCUCAAGUUGCGGCCAUUGUCUUCUCUCAGAACGGAAGAUUAUAUGAAUUCUCUAGCUCCGAGAUGGAGAAGACAAUAGAAAGAUAUGGUAAGUUUAGUAAUGAGUAUUUUGUGCCACGGAGGCCCCAACUACAACUAUACCUGGAGGAGCUGAAGAAGGAAAUGGAUAUAAUGGUUAAGAAGAUUGAUCUCCUUGAAGUUCAGCAACGGAAGCUAAUGGGGCAAGGUUUGGGUUCGUGUUCAGUGGCAGAACUUCAAGAGAUAGACAUUCAGAUUGAGAAAAGCCUCCGUAUUGUCAGAUCAAGAAAGGCUGAGUUAUAUGCAGAUCAACUAGGAAAGCUAAAAGAACAGGAGAGAGAACUCAUGAACGAGAGAAGAAGGCUACAUGAAAAGGAAAUCAGAGAGAGGUUGCUACGACCGCUGCUGCCAGUAACAUUACAUACUGAGAAAGGUGAACCCGAAGGUGGUUACAGAACCAAACAUUCAUCAGAGGUCGAAACCGAUCUAUUUAUUGGAUUGCCUGUGGCUCGACCAUAAUAUUUCAAAUGUUGCUCAAGUUUGCUUGUAGUUUUAUAACUUCGUCUUCAUAUUUGUAUAUUACCCUAUAAUUAAUGAGCGAUAUAUCACCAUCCCUUGUGUAUAAAACUGGAAAUAAUUUGACCUGUAUAACAGUAUAAAUUGUCACUUUAGUUUUUCU